AUGGCCACAUUAUCCUCCCUUCCGAACGAGCUCCUGGCCAUGGUCGCAACGUUCCUGGACAACCAGAUUGACGGCCUCCAUCUCGCAAACUGCUGCCACCGAUUUCGCGAUCUGUUGCUUCCUCGGGUACUCUCCUCAAUCGAGGUCUUAGGUCGUUGCGACUAUAUCCUCAACUCGGUAGUUCACUUCUUCAUUCGGAACCCAGAUUUCGCGAAAGCCGUCCGCUCCCUGGCCCUCAUUGGCCGUGGUACUUGCAGACACAACCGAAAGCUCGAAUUCGACGAGGUUGCGAUGGAUAACGCACUUCAGGACAUUGAUGAGGGCGGUGCGGACAUUUCAACCUGGGUACACAAGUUAUCCCGAGAAACAACUUUCAAUCAUUCUUAUGAUGGAAAAGGGAAGGAAUGGCAGACGAUGUUACUAAUUGUCUUGCCAAAUCUCGAGAAACUGGAAGUCGAUUGGGACAUGGCUCAAUUGCUGGAGGCCAGCAUUCUAGAGCGGGCGUCAUGCUUGAAGCAGUUGUUUCAUGGUAGCCCGGUUCUUGCUCGUCUGAAGGAAGUAAGUAUCCCAUGGCAGCAGAACUCAACUAAACCAGUGCACGUACGGGAAAUACUGCCCUUUUUCAUGUUUCCAGCCAUGCGAAAAUUCCGUGGUGAUCUAUUUACCGACAAACUGGAACCGACCCACGACCUUAUCCAAAAGCCGGGCUAUUCAAACGUGACGCAUAUUCACUUACGGUACAGCAGACCCGCAAGGGGAUUUGAGAGCCUUAUACUGGCGUGCAAGAGACUGGAGUCCUUUAUACUUGAGAAAGCAUAUGGGGGGGUUCAGGCCGGAUUCGAGAGCAAUGUUACUGCUCUCUACCGGGCACUUCACGUUCACAAAGACACAUUAGAGAGAAUGGUCAUCCACCUCGUUUGUGGCUGGCCUGUAAGCUUUCUAAUGGAUGAUUUAUUCUUCGGCACGCUGCAUGGUUUUGCUGUUCUCAAAGAAGUGAAUCUUAGUGUGCUCAACAUCCUGGACUGGGAUCAUGAACAGAGAUUGGCAAGAAACAACCUAUCCCAAGUCUUGCCGGCUUCCCUAGAGACUCUGGCAAUUAGGGAUUCUCAGCACUGCCCAAACAUCUCGGAGUUCCAAAAUCAAAUCACGGACAUGGUUAGAGCCAAAACUAGCGACUUCACUCAGUGGACUGAGUUGGAAAUCAUCGGCUGUUGGUGCGAUUCGCAAGAAGAGGAGCAGUCAUUUUUCCCGCCAUUGAGUGAGGAAAUCAAAAACAUGGACAGGUUGCUCGGGCCUGCCUGUAGAGGCAGCGACAUUCAUUUCAAUCUGAGGAAUAGCUUUUCCAAACCACAUGGCUUACUCCGUGAUAUCAGGGAAAUGGUAAUGUGA
Molecule: messenger RNA, 1389 nt
Organism: Aspergillus mulundensis
Lineage: Eukaryota; Fungi; Ascomycota; Eurotiomycetes; Eurotiales; Aspergillaceae
Exons: 1
Coding region: 1-1389 (462 amino acids)
Source: RefSeq, a predicted model, not a curated record